Molecule: messenger RNA, 1445 nt
Organism: Lactuca sativa (garden lettuce)
Lineage: Eukaryota; Viridiplantae; Streptophyta; Magnoliopsida; Asterales; Asteraceae
Product: BOI-related E3 ubiquitin-protein ligase 1
Molecular function (GO): ubiquitin-protein transferase activity
Source: RefSeq, a predicted model, not a curated record
UAUUUAUGUCUCAACGUCCAUCCAUCCAUCCAUCACCCCCGUUUGCGUAACCACCACCACCGCACCGAUCAAUUAUCUGUUUAUCUCAUCUAACCUUUCUCUCUCUCUCUCUCUCUCUCUCUCUCUCUCCCUCUCUCUCUCAUCACUCAUGAACUCCAGGAUCGAUUGAAGUUUUCGCGGUGGUUGUCGUUGAGUGGUUUUCUGUGGAUUUCCGGGAGUUGGAAGGAGUGCUGGAUUGGUGUUGAAUCCAGUAGGUUGAGGACGUGACUGUUAGGAUUCUAAUUUCUAGGGUUCAUAUCUGGGUUUUGGCUCAAGAAAUCAUACAUGGAUAAGAAUCAUAGGAGAUAUGUGGAUUGUCUUUGUAUAAAUCAUUUAAAGAACAUGUUGGGAGGAAGUAACAGCAAUUCAUUAAUCCCUGUCUUUGUUGAUGAGAACCUUUUCCAAUACCCUUCAAACACAUCAAACCAAUUGCAACUAUUUGGAAAUGUUGCAUGUAAUGUUGAUCAAGUAAAUUAUUCAGCAAGAGAUCAAAAUAGUCCUGUUUUUCGACCCAACAAACGACCAAGGGAAACUGAGGCUAAUAACCUUAUGCAGAAAAAGCUUCAGAUUUCAUUGAAUCAUAGUUUUUAUAAUGAGGAUAUUAACCCCCCUUCAACCAUCCCAAACCCACACCAUGUAUCAACUGGUUUAAAGUUAUCAUAUGAUGAUGAGGAACGCAACUCUUCCAUCACUUCAGCAAGUGCAAGUAUGACAUUAGCACCAUCAAUCAUGUCUUCUUUUGGUGAUAGCAUCACAACUGAACUUGAUCGACACAAAGAUGAAUUUGAAAGAUACAUUAUGAUCCAGGAAGAAAACAUGUUGAAAGGGAUGAGGGACAUAAGGCAGAGACACAUGGCUUCAUUCUUGGCUGCCAUAGAGAAAGGGGUAGCCAAUAAAGUACGCGAGAAAGAACACGAGAUCCAAACCAUAAACCGCAAAAACAAAGAACUUGUGGAAAGAAUAAAACACGUGGCAAAUGAAGCUCAAAAUUGGCACUACAGAGCAAAGUACAACGAGUCCAUGGUUAACAUAUUGAAAACAAACCUCCACCAAGCACUUGCUCAAGGAAAUGAUAACCAAAUCAAAGAAGGAUUUGGAGACACGGAUCUUGAAAACGAUAAUGAUGCGGUAUCAUCUAUGGAUCCUAAAAACCAUACUACUACUACUUGCAAGGCAUGCAGAACAAAAGAGGUGUCGGUUUUGGUAAUGCCAUGUAGACACCUGAGUUUGUGUAAAGAUUGUGAUAGUUUUACAAGUGUGUGUCCCGUUUGCCAGGUAGUUAAAACUGUUAGUGUGGAAGUCUACCUGUCGUGAAAGGAGAAACUUUUAACUUAUAAAAUGAAAAAAAAUCAUCCACACAUAUAACCUUUGUUUAUUUGUUUAUUUGUAUAUCGAGUGUUCUGGUA